AUGGCGGCGCUGCUGGUGUUCCCGUCGCCGCUGCCGCCACUGCGCGCUCUGCUCCGCCGCUGCUGGGGGCGGCUGGAGCGCGGGCUCCUGCCCCGCUGGGACCUGCCCCGCUGGGACCUGUCCCGCUGGGACCUGCCCUGGGGGCCAGCCCUGGCCGUCCAGGCGCCCGUGGCGCUUCCCGAGGCAGCAGAAGGCGCUGGUGAGGGCGGCGAGGAGCCCGGCUCCUGGGAGGGCGUCCUCUGGAUGGCCGCCCCCAAGAAGCGGCGCACCAUAGAGGUGAACCGCUGCCGGCGCAGGGACCCCAGGAAGCUCAUUAAAGUGAAGAGAAACAUAGAUGUUUGCCCUGAAUGUGGACACUUGAAGCUGAAGCAUGUCCUCUGUGGCUACUGCUAUGCCAAGGUCAAAGCAGAAACUCGGGAGAUACGCCGUGAAAUCCAGAAACAGGAAGGGGGACCGUUCAAAGCUCCCACUGUGGAAACUGUGGUGCUCUAUGAUGGAGAACAGCCCUCAGAAAAAGACGAAGGCAAGCGGAUCAUUGAAAGAGCCAGGAAGCGCCCGUCCUGGUUUGCCCAAAACUGAGGUUAUAGAAGCAAUGUAAACCAAAACAGUUGCUCCAGCAAGAAAKAUGGUGCUUUUGAAGACCGUUUUCCUUGUUGUGUUCACUGCUGAUAUGAACCUAUCAACUUUUGGGAAGUUUGCCUGAAACAGUUUGUUUCAUAUCAGACUGCAGUCCUGUGUUAGUCCCAUAGUGCRGGGUGGUGAAUGUCUCUCAUUCAUACAUAGCAGUCACAGUUAAAGAGAAAUUGGAAUCUACCUGGAUUUGGAUAUUUGCUUACUGCACAAAAAAUAAGAUGUAUGUUAAUGUG
Nothoprocta perdicaria is the source of this 866-nucleotide messenger RNA. It is a transcript of the gene MRPL32, whose product is annotated as mitochondrial ribosomal protein L32. Bases 1 to 579 code for a protein of 192 amino acids. Lineage: Eukaryota; Metazoa; Chordata; Aves; Tinamiformes; Tinamidae. The transcript is spliced from 3 exons. Gene Ontology annotation, molecular function: structural constituent of ribosome. The record is from RefSeq and is a predicted model, not a curated record. Gene Ontology annotation, biological process: translation. Gene Ontology annotation, cellular component: mitochondrial large ribosomal subunit.